AUGUACAGAGUAUUUGCAUUUACCUUUUUGCUACUUCAUGUAAUAAACUCCAAUGGCACAUCACUGGCAGCAAAAUCUCAUUCCCCAGUGUUUUCUCCGGUCUUUGCUCCUGCAAUUCCUCCUCAUAUAUCGCCUGACAAGUCUCCGGCGAUUAAAAUGUCUCCUAAAAGUAGUCCAUUUGUUUCGCCGGAGCAAUCUCCGGCGAAAACUCCGAAGAAACCUGCCGUUUCUCCGGCGAGAACACCGUAUGACGGUGUUCCGGUACCAUCUAAGACUACUCCUGAAGCACCGAUAAAUUCUCCGUCAUCCACUGUGGCUGCUCCGGUGCCAUAUGUAAUUACUCCUAUUCCGGCAAUUGAAACUCCGGUGAACAUUCCUACAUUAUCACCAGUGCCAGAGUCUCCUAAAAGGCGAUCACGCGCUUCGCCAGGCUACUCUCCGGCGGAAACUCCGGCGACGGUAGCCAUUUCGCCGGCACUAGUGCCACCUGUGGUUGAAAAUCCAGCAUCAUCUCCGGCAGCUUCACCAGUAACAACAGAAAUUCCGGCAAGUUCAGUGACUCCAUCACCAUCAUCAAGUGUUCCUUCAAGUUCAAUUACACCAUCAGAGGCACCGGAGAUGUUGAAUUCAAGCAGUAGUUCGCCGAUUCCGGCACCGGAAAGUGUAUCGCCGGAGAGAUCAAGGAGCAUUGUGGCUGAUAUUUUUGCGGCUACUUCAAAAAUUGAGGCGCCAAUUUUUCUAAGUGGGCUUGCUAUUUGGGCUGCUAUGGUUAUUUGA
This is a messenger RNA of Lycium barbarum (goji berry), 777 nucleotides long. Its product is annotated as vegetative cell wall protein gp1-like. Lineage: Eukaryota; Viridiplantae; Streptophyta; Magnoliopsida; Solanales; Solanaceae. The transcript is spliced from 3 exons. Bases 1 to 777 code for a protein of 258 amino acids. The record is from RefSeq and is a predicted model, not a curated record.